CCUUGAAUCUCUGCGUCCAUUUGAGUUCCUGCCUUCCCGCCACGCAGGGCAGUGGUUCAUGUUGCUGCCCCUGGAACGCAUCCAUCGGGCUCAGUGAGCGUGUUACGUUGAAUCACCGCAGAAGAAGCCUUGUGGCGCUCGAGGGAACCCGUCAUCAUCACAUUUUCCAGUCAUGGCGCCUAAGAAGCCGUACUGUCAGAUCAUCGAUGGCGUACCGCGAUGUCCAGGCCUAGAACCCGACCUCUUCAGAGAUAGCCUGAACUUUCGUGCGGAGAAAGGAGAUUUGGUUCAGUGCACGUAUCCCAAGGCGGGCACACAUUGGGUCAUGUACAUUCUCGAACUCAUCCUCAAAGACGGCGAUCCCGUGCCCAAUCACGCUGAGUUUCUGCGCUAUGUUCGCUUCGUCGGCCGCAUGGAGACCGAAGGCUGGCGGUCGCCUCUGCCCGUGAGGCUGUUCACCACUCACGAACCUCUCACCAAGGACACGAUGAAUCCCGAAGCCAAGUACGUCUACGUGGCCCGCAAUCCAUGGGACACCUGCGUCUCAUUCUACCACAUGGCGACGUCACUGAGUAUGUUCAAGUUCCGGGACGGUACAUUCGAGGAGUUCUUCGACGCCUUCAUGCGCGGAGACUUUGGCUAUGGCGACUAUUUCGACCAUGUCGCCUCCGGUUACGCGCUUAGGAACGAACCCAACCUGCUUUUCUUGACGUACGAAGAUCUCAAGAAGGACACGCGCAAGACGGCACUCAAACUGGCCUACUUCUUGGGGGACCGGUAUGGCAAGCGCCUGGAAGGUGACGAGGACCUUCUGCGAACCCUUCUGGAAAGAACGACGGCUGAGUACAUGCAAAACGUGCUCGUGUUGGACGUUCAGGGUGUCGAUCCUGCGUGGAAGACGCGAAGAACCGAAACAACUGUACCUGACAAGUCGGCUUAUGGAGGGGACCUCAGGAAGUACCGCCUAGUUCGGCGUGGUAAGCCGGGAGACUGGAAGUCUUAUUUCUCGCCAGAGCAACUGCGCCGCGUGGAGGCGAAGAUUUGCGACAGGGGGCGCGGCGCGCGUUUCAUGAAACUGUGGAAAGACAUCCGAGAAGAAACAAUUGCGGCCUCUCUCGGAUGAAGAUUAACAAAAAGUGAAGCUUUUUUUUUUCGAAAGUGGACGAUGGUGUCUCGAUACUAAAUAGCCGUGCCAGAGACUCAAAUUAUAGGCACGGUGUGAAUUCGGUAUGUACGUUAGACAGAAUAACGAUGGCUCAGGACAGGCACGCCCUGUUGCGUCUUUUCGGAACUGAACGUCAGGUAGCAAUGCGGAUACUGAUGGCUUACGGUGGGUUGUCCUGCCAACUUCUUGCGCAGGCUUCUCUUCAUGAGCAACUAUUUCAGUGGUGGUCAGCAGGAACAACCGCCUUCUC
Messenger RNA from Dermacentor silvarum, 1415 nucleotides. RefSeq names its product 3-alpha-hydroxysteroid sulfotransferase-like. Gene Ontology annotation, cellular component: cytoplasm. The transcript has 2 exons. The record is from RefSeq and is a predicted model, not a curated record. Lineage: Eukaryota; Metazoa; Arthropoda; Arachnida; Ixodida; Ixodidae. Gene Ontology annotation, biological process: sulfation. The coding region runs from base 173 to 1123 and encodes 316 amino acids. Gene Ontology annotation, molecular function: sulfotransferase activity.